CGGCCUAAUGGACGCCCUCCUCCGAGAUCCCACGGCUGCGCGGAGAACCGGGCGGAGGGAGGGAGUUUGGGGAGGGGGAAGAGCAGGAGGAGGAGAAAAGGGAGGGGGAGAUUACAAACUAGCAAGGAUGGGGUGGGGGGUGGGGAGGGGAAGGGAAGGGGGGGAGAGAAGCGAUCGCGAGAGAAAAAAAUGCAACCUCCCAAAAUAAAGAGCAAAGAUUGCAUUAGGAGCGAACAGCGCUGCAGAAAUAGAUGGCAGCUUCGUGUCAGUGAGUUUGCAUCCCCCUUCCUGAUCCACGAGCUGGAGUGAUUAGAGCCCUGGAAGGGAAUUGUUACUCCCGUGGAGAAGUCCCCUUUUCCUGGCAGUCGUCUGCACUGUACACGCUGGAUGCCUCUCUCCAUCCACCCCACUCGCUCCUCUCUCACCUCCUCUCUCCCUCUCCUGCAUUGAUUUUUUUUUUUUUUUUCCUUUUUAGUUGACUGAAACAAAACAAAACAAAAGGGCCACUGGAUGUCUGCCUUCUUGGGGGGUGAGCCAGACAGACUGACAAACAAACAGCCCCAACUGUGUUCGGGGGAGGGUUUCGCCUCCCGUUUUGCCCGGCAGCAGCAGCAUGGACGUGUUGGCUAGUUAUAGUAUAUUCCAGGAGCUACAACUUGUCCACGAUACCGGCUACUUCUCAGCUUUGCCAUCCCUGGAGGAGACCUGGCAGCAGACAUGCCUUGAAUUGGAACGCUACCUACAAACGGAGCCCAGGAGGAUCUCGGAGACCUUUGGUGAGGACUUGGACUGUUUCCUCCACGCUUCUCCUCCCCCGUGCAUUGAGGAAAGCUUCCGUCGCUUAGACCCCCUGCUGCUCCCUGUGGAAGCCGCCAUCUGUGAGAAGAGCUCGGCAGUGGACAUCUUGCUCUCUCGGGACAAGUUGCUAUCUGAGACUUGCCUCAGCCUCCAGCCAGCCAGCUCUUCUCUAGACAGCUACACAGCCGUCAACCAGGCCCAGCUCAACGCAGUGACCUCAUUAACGCCCCCGUCAUCCCCUGAGCUCAGCCGCCAUCUGGUCAAAACCUCACAAACUCUCUCUGCCGUGGAUGGCACGGUGACGUUGAAACUAGUGGCCAAGAAGGCUGCUCUCAGCUCUGUAAAGGUGGGAGGGGUCGCAACAGCUGCAGCAGCCGUGACAGCUGCGGGGGCCGUUAAGAGUGGACAGAGCGACAGUGACCAAGGAGGGCUAGGGGCUGAAGCGUGUCCUGAAAACAAGAAGAGAGUUCACCGCUGUCAGUUUAACGGGUGCCGGAAAGUUUAUACAAAAAGCUCCCACUUAAAGGCCCACCAGAGGACUCACACAGAUGAGGAAAAUGAGACCCAGAGAAGUCAAGUAAUUUGCUCAGCAUCACAACAGCUCAUCAAAGAUGGUUGAACAAGGAUUUGCAUCAAAAAGUAUUGUUCCAGUCGGAGCUCUCUUAACUUCUGUGCUUACUAAUGAAGGGGAAACAAGUCAAAUAAGUUUUUAAAAACUAACUCAUUAUUAUGAAGAAAUUAAAAACGUAUAGUUUAAAUACAAAUGGACAAUGAAAACCAAAUAUCCUCUAAAUAGGUAAGAAUUAGGAGGGUCCUUAAAUAUAUUACCUCAUCAGGUGACUGAGAAGCAGUAUAAGGAAAUUACAAAGAAAUGGGGUUCCAUUUCCAGGCGUAUUACUGUUGCUGAUAAAGCUACUAUUUUAUGGUCAUUAUUAUUUUCAUUUUUUUAAACGUUAGUAUUAAAGAGAAACAUACCAGUCUCAGUUCACGCGUUAAAAUGACAAAUGUUAAUACACUGACCCUAUGAAAUAGAAAGGUAAGUACUAUCAUAACAUGGGAGAAACUGAGGACCAAAAAAAAAAAAAAAAGGUCAUAGUUCAAGCUAUGAACAACUUAGUUCAGGCUAUGCAACUCCCUGUUGGUAAAAAUUAAAUUAGACCCAUGUCUCCUGACCUAUGGGCUUAUAUCCUACUCAGUAGAUUAUUUUGGUUCUUAUUUACUGUAUUUGAUCUUCAGUGUUUCUGUGAACAGGUAUUAAGUGCCCAUAGAUGUCAGGCACUGUCGGCUGGAGUGACCAGCAAAGCAGAACAGGGUGGGCCAUUCAGGAAGGAGCGCUAAAGGACAAUGAUGGGGAGUAAUGAAAGCAGGAGCUUACAUCAGCAAUCAGAGGCAGCAUGGAAGGUUCGGAGAUAACAAGUCACUUUUCUCCUUCUGGAUAGAGUGUUUAUUGAUGCUGUUCAUCUUUUUAAAUGAUGCCAAUGUGAUAAUACAGUAAUUUAUAUAAAUAGAAGCCCUAAUUCAAGGUCAGGCGUAUCAGCAGGAUAAAAUUAAAUACUUCAGUGUGGAACUGUAGGGGGUUCAUCGACCACUUUCAACCUCCUAGUGCCAUAGAUAAGAAUUCUUUGAAUUUAUACAAUAGCAACUGAAAUGGGGCAAUUUUAAGACAUUAAAGGGCCUUUAAUAUGCUGAGACACAUGGCUGCUAAUGAAGUUUAUCCAUGUGUUGAGGCAGAAACUCAUUAAACCCCGAUUAUGGGAUGGAAACAAGAAUAAGGGUUAAAUGUUCAGUUCACGAGGUGGAGAGAGCUGAAUAGGAGGAGGGUUUGAUAAUUUGGAUUUAGCAUAUUUAAGAGCUUAAGAGAAGUUUGUAAAGAAUGCCUGAUGUAGGUGAUGGGGAAGAAGGCAGCAAAUCACACUGCCAUGUGUGUUCCUAUGCAACAAUUCUGCAUGUUCUUCACAUAUACCCCAAAACCUAAAAUGCAAUAAAAUAAAUAAAUGGGAAAAAAAAAGAAAGGGUAUGAAAUGAGGUGGUGAAAACAAUCGUUGGGAGAAUUUUCUGAUUCAGUAAAAUCUUGAAACUUUACCACAUGAUAAUUUAGCAAUGCGAUAACUCCUAACAUUUAUGAAGAUAAAUUAAUGUAAACAUAUAUUGGGCAGCAUGGCUUAAACUCAGCAUAUACACAGCAAGCACAUUUAUUUUAUCAUUAUACUGUGGUAAUAAAUGUAGGCUUUGUGGGAUGCCUAUUCCAGAUGUCCUUUUAAUGGAUAAUUGGUAGUCAUAAAGCAAAUAAGUGUGUUGAAAUAAGAAUGGAGGAGAAAGAAAAAUAUGAAAUUAAUGAGUAUUUCAUAAUAAACAAUAUUUUUGAACACCCACUGUACAUACACUAGUCCCUCUCUUAUUGCUGAGGACCUUACUUUUCGACACAAAAGCCUGAAAUAUGGUUUCAUAAAAUCAUUAUAUUUGGAGCCUGAUCUCAAAAGAGAAUAUAGCCUGGAUAGGAAUGCGGAGGAACUGGGAGGAAGGGGAAGAGAAAAGAAGAAUCUCAUUUCAGAAAAGGCAGUCAAAGUAAUAGAAUUGUAUAAAUUCUAAGAUUUCAAGGGUAGGCCAGUUCUGUUUGAUAGAGAAGAAAAAAAGAGGGUCAUGAGAAGUCUGUGUAAAUGAAAGAAUGACAUUGAGAAGGCCACGUGUGAACUUUCAGGAAAACUGUUCCCUUUAAUAAAUAAAUAAUGUACAGACUCUAUUAUAAUAUGAGUGUGAAUUACCAUAAUGAUCAUGGCUAUCCUGUAUAUAUAAUAAAGGAAGGUUUGAGGAAAGUUAAGUGGAGAUUUGUAAAGAGUGAAGGCUAAGGUGACGUUAUAAGAAUUGAUGGUAGGCAGGAAUUUUCUGUCUCCUAAAGUUGAAACCAUAAUGUAGUGAUUGUGUUUGAAUUAGGGAGGGAAAAAAACAGAGUUUAAGAAACUCAUGUAUAGUUUUUUUAAACAAGUUUGUUUUGAAUGAUCUUCUUUUUAAAAAAGUUAAAAUAUAAGGACAGAUGAAAAAUAAUUGUUAAAUGACCUUUCCUUGAAAAAUAUCCAGCUUGAAUAUAGUAGAAAUUACAGUUGAAACCUUGAUAACAGAUCAUCAGGAAACAAACUUUUUGUAUAAGGAAGUUAGUUCCGAUGAGGAAACGCAGCUGUUUGGGAAUCUGGUCCACCAUGAGCAGAAUGUAUCACAUGACACUAAGCUCUGCUAGACUACUCCUGUACCAAAUGGAGAAUGCCUAACCCUUUCCUGGCAGGUAGUUUGAUUUGUCUUUACCCUGAUGGAGUUAAACUGGAUGGCCCUGGACAAACGUGUCUUCUAAAAUAUGGGUUUUUUCUUCUGCAUUCCCCACCUGAGUACCUAAUAGCUAAUCCCUUCCUGUACCCUGUCACUUUCUGCCUUUGCAGCCUUCCUCUGUCCCUCACAGCAGAAAGGAUCUGGUAGCAAUACACUGUAGACUGUUGUGGUCAGUGGAUUAUAUAUCCAUCCACCGCUGUAUAACACUUUAAUCUUCUAUUAGUUUUUUAACCUUCAGUUAUGGGAGACUUAAUAGAAUUUCAGGAGUCUAUAAACAGGUAGGGAGACAUGAUGGGGGAGGGUUGGGAACUGGGAUGGCAUUCCCCACUCCACUCCAUCCCCAUGCCAUCUACCCCUCCUCUGCUACUGGAUUUUCUACAUUUUCUAAAAGUGGCAUCUUUUCAACAAUUUGUUAAAGUAAUGUAUUGACAUGAUAUUAUUAAGCUAAAUGUUGUGUAAGGCAAGAUCACUUAAAAUAAUUAAAAGUUGGUGACUUUUUAAUGUACUGGUUACUCAGCCAACCACUGGUGGAAUUACUCCUCAUUCCUCAAUGUACCCAUGUUCAUGUAGUUACCAAUGUCGCUUAUAUAAUAGAGGUGAAAGCACAUAAAUUAUUUAAGGAUGUCUGAAGUGAGAAUAAGGUUAGCAUUAUCUGUCCCAUACGUCUGUUUGCCCUACGUUCUCCUUCAACACGUAUGUGUAUGGAGCUAGGUGAGCUGGGCACUGACCCAGGAUUGGACCCCAUAAUCUUUUAGGGGAGGGAAGAUCAGAAUGCCCCAUUGCUUGUUCCUUAUGGAGCCUCAGUCCAGCUUUGUCCUAAACCAAGCUUCCUUGGCAGACCCCCUUCUUUUUGCACCUCACAUCAUUUUUUUUUCCCUUUAAAAGUCAUCUGCAUUCACAGAAGACCCCUUUUAUUUUGUUUGCAAAAAUAAAAUGCAUUUACAGUUUAAAACUUUUAUAUUCUAAACUACCCAUCUGAUAUUCUAAAGGUAGACUUCUUUUGUUGUUUCUGCCUUCAAAAUGUAUUCUGUUUCCAUUACUAUAACAUUUAAUCUAUGGAAUUCAGUAAAGUGGUACAUACUGUUUUCAGGCAAAUAGUGUAAAAAUAUGUUUUAAUCUCAACUUUGUUGGGCUAUCACAGUUUUAUCUGUUUCACUAGGUGAGCUAAAGAUGAUAAAAGCUAUCAGUCAUUUUGUUGCAGGCAGGAAACCAGAAGCCAUCCUUAGCUGAGAAAGAAGUUGACUUCUAUGGUAGAGUAUUGCCUAGAUAGGUGUCUUGGGGUAUCGAAUAUCUUUCUCUGAAGCCCUUGCUGUUUUCCUAGCAGGGAUGUUUUGUAAUAAGGACUGUAGUUUGUUCUACUGUUGAAGCCAGUGUUAAAUGUGAGUGGUUCUAGGAGUCUAGUAGAUGCCCUAAAAAAUGUAGGAUUCUAUCAUCUGUGUCCUAAUGAAUACAACCAAGAAAAAGCUGGACUCUGGUACGUAUUCGAAUCUAGAAGAGCAGCAAGAUAUGGUAGGAAAUAUUUUAGAAUGACUGUGCAGUAGUCCUGUUUAAAAGUUUUCUGUCUUCAUUUUGUGUGUUUGUGUAGUUUAAUGUCAACUCAUGGAAUUUGUUGCUUGGCUGUGAACUUGUAACGUGGUGUUUUGAAUCCCCUUAUUAUGGGAUAUGCAACAUCCUUCAUCUGUACUCAACUUCUUUUGCGAAAGGAAAUAAUGAUUUCCUCAUAUUGAAUUCUCAAUUGGUCAUGAGCUUGUUGAAGCUAGUAUUGGUAUUUUUAAAAGAGCAACAAAAGAUACAUCUCCCUUCCUUGAUAUAGGUAAUAAGACAUUUUAUGUUCCUAGUGUUCAGGAGAGUGUGUCAGAAAAUCAAUAUGAAUAAAUUCAAGUACACAGAGGAUUCAUCCUGUUUGAAAAUGUAAUGUGUGGCAAAAUGAUGGUAUGUAUUAAAUUUUUUGUUUCAUUUGCAUGUAAAUAUUAGCAUUUAGAAAAGGUAUCAUAGGCUACUUUUAAAUUUAGGCAGAGGGCAAUUCGCUGGCUUUUUUUUAUUCUUUGUUGUUGUUGUUUAGUGUCUCCACGCUUACAGCUAAACUGAAUUUGAAACUAAAUACUGUCAUUACAGAAGAUUUUUCCUGAGUUCUUCCAAUUUCUCUGGGGACAAAAUAAUGGUCGCUGGAAGCAGUGGAGAAACAGUAAUUAGGGCAAAUAGUAAUACUGUGCAUGAUUGAGGAAAAUGUGAGAAAGGGAGGGAGAAAAUGCAACAGACAGACUUGUACAGCUUGUUACUAGGAAACCACAUCAGCAUUAAAUACAGUGUGCUAAUUGGCUAUCCUGUUUCUUCCUGGGUACCAGCCUGGGCCUGCUACACAGCUGUUUCUGCUCUUUCUGGUUGCUAGGUAACUGCAUCAUUUCCCCCCACCCCUCUUUGUAUUCUGGAGGGUAAUUGGCUACUUCUGCUCCUGGUGUUGCUGCUGGGUACCAGUCUGGGCCUGCUGCUUUGCUGUUUUCCAGAGGGAUUUAGUCGGGGGAAGGGGAGGAAAAGGGAGAGGAAGAUAUGCUGGCAAUUAAUGGAGCAUAAGUGCAAAUUCUACACAAUGUCUGGCACCUGCGGCCCCUCAUCCUGCCUUCUCAACUAAAUCCUUUAGCUGUGGAAACACAUUAAAGUCUUUAAGUCUUUCUUUCUCUGCAUAACUUAUAAAUAUAGUUUAAAGGAACCAAGACAUUUGAAGACAUCACUUAAAUGACAGAUUUGGUCUUCUUCAUGAAAAAAAAAAAAACCUGACAAAAUAUUAUAUACCUAUAUUUUGAUACAAGUAGUAAUAGAAUUUGUGCAGAUACUAAACAUACUUUACAACAAGACAGCAUUUUUAACAUCUUAAGGGUACUGCCAUUUUAUUUCUUAAAUGGACCAGAUUAUUUUGUAGCCAUUCUUCUUGAUAUCAGAACAUGAAGUAGUAAAUAGAAUGGACUAAACACAUUAUGGGAUUUUCCUGACUGUUUUAUUAUGAAGGAGUAAAAGGAGGCUUCUAGAUCCUUGACUUUCCUAUUAUGGGUUUUAUUCCUUUGAUGUGCACAGCACAUGUCCUGGUGUUUUUCAGUGGGACGUUGCAUUUACAUGGCAAUAACACAUUUUGCAUCAUAGCUGCUUUCCUGAUGGCAAAUGAAGAAAUGUGAUGCAAAAUCUGAAAUCAAUUUUGUGAUUGAGAAAACAAAUAAAAAGGUAAUUACUUUACAUAUAGUUGUCAUCUCCUGUUGAAGUAGAAGUUUCCAUUUCAUCAUGAUUGAAAUUCUCACUGGAAGUGUGACGGGGAAGAUUCUUCAGAAGUGAAGUCAUGCUCCAAGGAGAUUUUACUUUAAAUCGUUGAGAAAGUGUAUGGAAAUUGGGGCCCCCUUGAAGAGGCAGCUUUAUUCCCCUGGGAAGGAGCUGUUUUAUUGAGAAAACUCAGUGCAUGUUGUGUGACUGUGCACAGAAAUAGUUAGCAAAGACAACCUUAUUUGACACUAAUGGCUGUUACUGGUUUGCCAUACUAAUGAGACCCACCAUACCCUAUCACAAUUGAAGCAGGAGGAGGCCUAGGCUGAGCUACAAGCCCUUCUACCAUAAGAUAAAUUCAGGCUUUAGGGAAUCAUUUCUACUUAAAGUACCCUUAACAUAAGCAGAAGGCCUCCAACUAGGCCAGGAUGAUCGGGAGAAGAUCGCAGUGUUAACACCUAUCUAAAGGAAACCAGCUAGCCAUCAGUAGCAUUCAGUAUUGCAAAAGAAAAUCAUCUUAUCAGAGGACAUCUUACAGACCAAGUGUAAUAUUAUUUCUGCUACCUCUGUUAAAAGGACCAGUUGUUAAUCACUCAAAUGCAUUUGCCCAUUAAAUGAUUUAGCCAUUUACUUAUGAAAAACCAUCUGAAGUCAGAAUAUCUUUUUAUCACUUGACAAGUUGUAUAUUCUGACUUUGGGAGGGGGGUGGUUUUGUUUGAGUGUUUCAUCUUCGUUGACAGCAGAUUGUCAGAGUAGCAACUUUGCAAGUAUGUUAUGGAUUGUCCCUAUUUGACUUAAGCAGGUUAUAGAUUGAAAAGUCCAAAGAAGUCUGGUGAGUUUAUCUCACCCAGCCAUCUUCUUCACUGGUUGAUUGGAUGUGGUUACACAGCCUCAUUGUGGCUCUGGCAAGACCCUGGAAACCCAAGGUAGGGGGCUUUGAAGGCUGAAGGUGGUCAUGGUUAGAACAUCAGUGCAUACUUCUGAGCUUCCUCUCGUUGUACUCUUCUGGGAGAGCAGAUCUUCUUUCUUUUGAUGUCUCCAUGUUUAAAGCAAUAGUGAGAGUGCAGACAUACAAGCAAGCAUGCUUUGGGGAAUGAAGAAAGGAGGAGCUGCUUCAACACCUGGCUCUCCUCAGUCCUGAAAACCUGCUUUACUAAUUCUCAUGGCCACACAAAGCUGCUACCUUUGACAUCAAGUAAACCGGUUGACAAAAUUGGAAAAGAAGAAUCGUUUCCAAGACUAGCUGGCUGCUAGUCUCCCAGCAGGGCUGCUGCUAAACUAUAAUAUGCUUUUGUAUGAAUUAGAAAAAGGUUCCCUUUGCAUGGGGCAGUUACCCUGUGCUUGAGGAGCAGAGCCGGAUUCAGCCCCCCUCAGACUGUAACUGGACACCUUGUGCUCAAAACCUUAUGUGGCCUGUGCUCUCUGGGAGAGCACUCCACACAGAUGGGCCUUCCCUGAACUUUUAAGAUCUGCUGAAGCCAAUAGGGGCAUAACAGGAAUGGGAAAGUCACACAAUGGUUUAAGAACGUUAUUGGGACAUCCUAUCAAUGUCUGAAGAGGCCAUUAUGUAUGAGAGCAAAUCUUUUGGUCCAGCCACUCUCCCAAAAUCUGAGAGCAUUCAUUAGUUGCCUAAUGCAGUGGUUCUCAACCAGGGGAGAUUGUGUCCCUCAGGGAACAUUUAGCAGUGUUUGGAGACAUUUUUCAUUGUCAUAUCUGGGGUUGGGGGUAUGCUACUGGCAUCUGGGAAGUGGAGGACAGGGAUACUGCCAAGUAUCCUACAAUGCCCAGAACAAACCCUGAAGCAAAGGAUCAUAUGGGCCUGAGGGUCAACAGUGCCAAGGUUGAGAAACCCUGGCCUAAUGCAACCUUAGUUGUCCUCUUUCCCCGUAGGUUGCACUGAACCACUUGCAAAACAUUUCCUUAUCCUUCUAAGACUACCCACCAGAUCUUGCCUUCUUCCCUUUUAUGAUCUUUAACAAUAUUGACUAAACGGAAAUACUGCAUUAUUUAUUAUUUCUGUCAGGACUUAGAUGAUGUGCCACUUUUCCCCUUAGGAUAAGAAAGGAGUCUUCCUGCCUCCACUAAAUGCUUAACUCCCUAGAUUGAAGAUUCGUGAUUGUGACCCUUCACGAGCCUCAUGCCCUCCCCUUUUGCAGAAGGCGCCUGACCUGUAAUAAUCUGAAAUUUUACUGAGGCAGUGGUUUGAUCACAUCAGCUGCCAGGCUGGUGUGUGGUAGGGAGUUGUUUUGCCAGGAAAUGCGUCUAGCUGACUGGGUGCUGACGAGCCACAUCAUUGUCAUUCUCUACCUGUUUUCUCCAGUACCGUAGCCUUGCUGAAAUGUAACAGUUGUUUCCUCGUUAUCAAAAAAAAAGAUUAACUGUUCUUGAAGAAAUAAGAGUGACGUGUUUUCUCUGGGAAACUUUUAUUGGGAAAACUGUAUAUUGUGCUGAUAUUUGCUAUUUCCGUGCAUUUCCUACUAUUCACCAUUCUGGUUUGCACCAGCACCAUGAGGAACAUACUGGAAGCUUUUUGAGUUCUUAGGAAGAAUGGUGCUAUUUCAGGGGAAAGGAUUUAAAUAGCUUUAUCUAAUGGACACUUACUUUAUGUCUGCAUUUUCUUGGGAACUGUGAAUUAUGCAUUGGCCCUUUGAGCUACAUUCACGUGCAUAGAAAAUAACAUUGUCAGACGUGUCAUCCCCAGAUACAAUGGACAAUAUGCUAUUAUAAUUGUAUGGCAUUGUCCUUACUGUUUGGAGAUAAUACUGCUGACUUUAUUCCUCUCAUACGUGUGAAAGUGGCUGUGGGGAAUACGUGACAUCUGUGGCUUUUACAUAUAUUAGCUUAUCCCUUGCCACUUGGAGAGAUUGCCAUUAGUGAGCUGGCCUCGUGGGGUCAUGCUAAGUGCCAUGUUUUGGAUCACUGUUGUUAUCGGACCUUAGUUUUAGACCCAGUAGGGAAUUAGUAAUAUUUAUCUUGAUGACCUGAAGAUGCAGUGAGUUAUUUAGUCAGCUUCCCAGAGCAGAUGUGCUAAAGCAAUUGCGUAGGCAGAGGCAUUCGUACUCAUUGGCUUUGGGAGUGAAAAGCAAUUGGGAACCAAGCCUGGGAAUGGCUGCUCCAUGUUAGUGCAUUACCCAAGUAAGCAAUAAUAAUAUCACUUGUAUUGAUCUUUACAGUUGCCAAGUGUUUCAUAUACAUCCUUCCAUUUAACCUUCACUUACGGGGUAAAUCUUUUCAUUAUACCCAUUGUACAAAUGAGGGAACUGAGGCUCAAAGAAUCAUUUUUCAAAGGCUUCACUGCUGAACAAUCACAGAGCCUGCCUUACUCUGUUUUUUCUUUAGAGAUCAGUUAUUUAUUUUGGGGGCUAAGUUAAACAGAAUAUAAAUUAUUUUAGUUUUGUUUAUGAUUCAGAAAAAUAAAUGGCUUAAUAUUUGUUGUUAUUUUACUUGCUCAGUAUGACUACAAAUUCAGGAUAACUAAGAAAACUGAGUGAUUAUCUUAUAUAUUCCUACAUUGUCUGUUUUGGUUGAACUUAAGAAUCCUUGAUCUUAGUUGGUUUUCCCCUAUUUUAACGAAGAAAGUUUUGAAGGCGCAAACAAAUGCAAGGUAUUCAUUCUUGAAGUGAUGUCUCAGUACUAGUGCAUUUGUAUAUUUUAGAUAAUUCAUGAUGAGAAACAGUAAAUAGAAACUUUUCUCUGAACCCCUGGAAAGAAUGCACCUUAGCAAUCCUCUUUAUUACUAAGCUAAAAAUCCAAAUGGAAAUGCCUUAAAGAGGUUGAAGGAAGUUAUGGAUGGGUGGAUCUUGGUCUGUAAGUUGUAUGCUUCUCUCAGUUACACCAGAGCUUUGCUAGAUGAGGCUGAAGAAAUGAGUUCUGUGCCUUUAUUUUGGUUUGUAUGGUAAGUGUGGAGCUAAGGAUAAUUUUAUUUUAUUUUUGUUUUUGCCCAGUUAUUUGAGGAUAUGUAUAGAGGGGUUAGAAGUCUUAAGAAUAAAAAUCCUUGGUAAAUACAGGAAUUGUAAGUCUACUAAUGGGCAAAGAUCCCAAACUCAGGUUAUGAUUUUGCUUGAGAUAUGCAGCAGUCUCUCCUCUGAAUUCAGAAAAGCACACAGUGAAGAAGAAUAGCUGCUUUCUAGCCUUCUGCCAAAAGGAGCUACAGGAACCUCAGAGUGAUGGGCACUUAUAUUAUCUUCCAGAGAUCUGAAGAAAGAAAAGAUAUUAAUACUAAAAGACAAAUAUCUGAAAGGCAGAAGGAAUAACAGACGUUACCCCGAGGGUUACACUCUUUUAAGGAUUGUUUGUCUGUAGGUAUUUUUGUGUGUGAUCCUGUAUUCCUGUACAUCUUUGUAUUUUCAAACUUCCCCUUUUUAUUUCAUUCUACCUGCCAUGGAAAUAACCUUAAUAAAUUGUUACAGUUGACGGGCCCUGGACCCGAUUUGAUAAUAGCCUUUUCCUUGCUUAUAAUUGGCUGCUAAGCAUUUAGAAUGCUUUCUAACCCACCUGUGUAUCUUUUUCCCCCUCCCUCUGUCAGAUCUUAAACGUUUUCUUGUGGUUUUCCUGGUGUGCAUCUUAU
This is a messenger RNA of Cebus imitator (Panamanian white-faced capuchin), 11929 nucleotides long. RefSeq names its product Kruppel like factor 7 (gene KLF7). The transcript has 3 exons. The coding region runs from base 614 to 1417 and encodes 267 amino acids. Gene Ontology annotation, biological process: regulation of transcription by RNA polymerase II. NCBI's taxonomy places the organism in Eukaryota, Metazoa, Chordata, Mammalia, Primates, Cebidae. Gene Ontology annotation, molecular function: RNA polymerase II cis-regulatory region sequence-specific DNA binding; DNA-binding transcription factor activity, RNA polymerase II-specific. The record is from RefSeq and is a predicted model, not a curated record.